Besnoitia besnoiti is the source of this 1161-nucleotide messenger RNA. RefSeq lists its product as uncharacterized. Gene Ontology annotation, cellular component: membrane. The transcript has a single exon. Bases 1 to 1161 code for a protein of 386 amino acids. Lineage: Eukaryota; Apicomplexa; Conoidasida; Eucoccidiorida; Sarcocystidae. The record is from RefSeq and is a predicted model, not a curated record.
AUGGCCGCAGCUGGCGAGCGGCUUCCCCCGGCGGCAGAGGCCGCCACCUCGGAAGGGAGCUUCGGCGCUGCGGGUGCCGCGGAGAGUUUCCCGCUCUCGAUCCUGCCGACUAUGACGUAUGCCGAGAUGACUUCUUCGCCUCUGCUGUACGUAGCGUGCAUCGCGUCAUUCUUCCUCACGCAUGCGCUUCUGGUCUGUCUGCUGCGGCUGUGCCGCGCCAAGUCGCCUCUGCUCGCCGAGUGUGCGUUCCCGCGGCACGGCGUCAACCGCAUCAUUUCCACGCUGCAUGCAUGCAUCGUGAUCAACUGGUCGCUACUGGUCUUGCUGGAAGACUCGCGCAGCGCGGAGCCGGCGGGCGCGGCGGGCGCGGCGGGCUCGCGCUGCCUCUUCCACUUUGGGCGCCCGGUCACGGUUUUUGAGCGCCCGCUGCUGCUCUUCUCGUUCAGCUACUUCCUCUAUGACACCUUCUACGAGCUCGCCUCGUGGGAUAUCUCCUCGGUGCUGCAUCACGUGACUUGCAUCGUGGAUAUCCUCGUCGUGCUUGCAAACGACCGCGCCGGCACCGACCUCGUCACCGCCCUCCUCAUCGCGGAAAUCAGCACCCCGGCGCUCCAUCUCCGCUACGGGCUCGUUCAGUACUCAAAGAAGGCUGACGCGCUUGCCAAGAGCCUGGCGGAGAAGGAGGAGGGGGGGGCGAACACCAGCCAGGGCGAGCGGCAGGCGGAGGCGCAGGGGGCUGUGGAGGCAGCGAGCCACUCGGGCGCCGCGACGUGGGCGCCAGAGGUCGUCGCGGAGGCGCUGAAGACCUACGACUUCAAGAGGCCACUGGAUGCUGUCGAGCGCGCGUUCUUCAUCAUCUUUCUCUUUGGCAGAGGCGUCGCAGCGCCCUGCCUCGUCUACGCCUGCGUGACUUGCCGCACCACGCCGAACCUCGUCCGCAUCGGAUCUGUGGGCAUCCUAGUGGUCAGCGUCUUCUGGAUCGUCCUCCUCUUCCGCGGCCUCAUCAAGCGGAUAAAAAACCGACCCCGCGGGUCUCUCGCGGGUCAGAAGGUCCCGACCAAGUGCAAGAAGCGCGAAUUCGGCGUGCUGCCCGUCGAGGCCGCGCGAGCCGAAGGUGACUCGCCGCGCGGCGGCGACGCAGACAACAAGAAGGUGGAGUAG